AUGACAGACUCCAUAACUGGUAGUACUAAUUUCAUAGCAAUAGCAACCUGGUUUGCACCUUCACCCCUUUUCAUCCUUGUAAACCUAGUCAUUGGUACCAUAGCCCUCGUUUCUUGCUUCAGCGUUGCACCCAAAACCAAAAUCUUCCAACGACCCAAGUCUUUUAAUACCCGUCAAUACUACAACCACCAAGAACAAACAUCUAGUGUUACAGAACCCGAGUCAGGAUCCGAGUCUACUCAAACGGUUGUUCAAACACCAACCUUGUUAAAGCGAGUAGUGUCCUUCAAUCUCUCCCUUCGUAAACUUGCGCCAGUAAAAACACAUUACCUUCAACCUGAAACCGAAACCGAAAACUCGUCUGCGGAACUGGAUCCAAAACUGGUUUGUGAUUGGGGUGAGGAGGAGAAGAGGAAGGUGGAACUGAAGAGAUCGGUGAGUGAGAAAGAGUGUUCGAUGACGUUGGACUGGGAGGAAGAGGAAGAAGAAGCGUUGGAGAGAAGGAGACCAGCGACGGCGAUGGCGAGAAGUGAAACGACGACCUGUACGGAAGAUGAAGGUGUGGAUGCAAAAGCGGAUGAUUUUAUCAACAUGUUUAAGAAGCAACUGAGGUUGCAGAGGCUUAAUUCUUUUGUCCGCUACAGAAACACACUUACACUUCCCUCCUUUCAAUAG
Molecule: messenger RNA, 675 nt
Organism: Vicia faba (fava bean)
Lineage: Eukaryota; Viridiplantae; Streptophyta; Magnoliopsida; Fabales; Fabaceae
Source: the annotation of a GenBank genome assembly